Molecule: messenger RNA, 3378 nt
Organism: Penicillium angulare
Lineage: Eukaryota; Fungi; Ascomycota; Eurotiomycetes; Eurotiales; Aspergillaceae
Product: putative mRNA splicing factor RNA helicase (Cdc28)
Exons: 1
Coding region: 1-3378 (1125 amino acids)
Cellular component (GO): catalytic step 2 spliceosome; intracellular anatomical structure
Molecular function (GO): RNA binding; ATP binding
Source: RefSeq, a predicted model, not a curated record
AUGGACAACAAGACUUUCGUGUCGGAUUCCUUGAUCCGCCUCACAGGCGCGUCAGAUCCGAUCGCUGUAGACUUUGUACUCGCCGAGGCUAGCUCAGCAAAGUCUGUCUCCUCCCUUCAAGGCAAAUUGAUUUCAUUCCUUGAUGGCAGCCCCGAUGAAAUUGGCGCAUUUUGCGGACAGCUCUUCUCUCGCGUAGGCAAAGCACCUACCCCCAGCAGCUCAGCGGCCCCCGGCUCCACGAACAAACCAUCUACAAAAAAGAAAUAUAGUAUGGUGGAUAUGGGCGAGGACCUGCAACCGGAACCGACAUUGGGCCCUGUAAAUGUGGAAGCAGAGCGCGACCGACGAAGACGCCGAGACCGAGAAAGAGAUUCAGACCGAGAUAGAGGCCAAAAUAGCAAGGAUUCAGAGGCUCAAAGUCGUUGGGAGAAAGAUGAUACCCGAAAGCGCGACCGCAGCCGUGACGCCGAGAGCCGCGAUCGGCCGCGAUCGAAGAAGUUGCGCAAGAAGGAUGCCGACGAUUUCGAUGACCGGUGGGGCGAUGAGGAUAUCCCAGAAGAUGAGAUCUACUCCGACGCAGGCCAGGACGACUUUGCCGAAUCACCCUCGAAGCGCACGAGACUUGAAGAUGGAUCUGCUUCUCCCCGCUCCGCAUCCCCAGCCGAAGACAUUGAUCCCCAGACUAAAGAAGAACUCGAUCGCCAACGCGACCUACGAGAGAGAGACGAAUUUGCGAAACGAUUGGCCAACAAAGAUGAUAGUCGCUCUAAGAAGAUCGUGGAGGAUCGGACUCGCGACGGUGAAGCUGCACGGCGCCGAGAACUAGCCGACAAUGCCGAUGCCCGGGCGCAAGUAAUGCCUGAUUUGCGACUUCGCUCCCGCCAAGAAUAUUUGAAAAAGCGUGAAACGGAACGAUUGGCAUUAUUGCGGCGCCAAGUUGCGGAAGAAGCUGCUGAAAUACGCGAGAAUCCGAAUCUGACUCGUCGCGAGAAGGAGGAAUUCGCACGCAACAGAGAGGUCCUGCGGAUUGCCGAGGAGCGAUUACGAAUUGACGACCACCGCGAUGGCUAUAUGAUGCCGGAUGAUUAUAUUACGGAGAAAGGAAAGAUCGAUCGCAGAAAGAAAGAGGAUGCUCUAUAUAAGCGCUACGUGGAACGCGACGAGGCCGGACAAGAGAAGUUUGUUACAGAGCACGAAGAGUGGGAGCUGGAACAAUCCGCCAAAGCCAAAGCUCAGAUCAACAAAGCCGAGUUUGUCGAUGAGGGUGAUUAUGAAUAUGUCUUCGACGAUUCCCAGCAGAUUAAUUUUGUCAUGGACGCCAAGCUCGAGGGCACCCAGAAGCCAUUGACCCAGGAGCAACGCCGCUUUCAGGAGCAGGUGAAUGUGGCGGAGAAGAAAGCUGCAACAAUGGAGGAGACUCGAAAAAGUUUGCCUAUUUACCAGUUUCGCGAUCAAAUCAUUCAAGCUGUACACGAUCAUCAAGUUCUCAUCAUUGUUGGUGAGACUGGUUCUGGAAAGACAACACAGAUUCCCCAGUAUCUUCAUGAGGCUGGCUUCACUAAGGGCGGCUUGAAGGUCGGUUGCACGCAGCCACGUCGAGUGGCUGCAAUGAGUGUAGCAGCUCGUGUAGCAGAGGAAAUGGGCACCAAGAUUGGAAACGAGGUUGGCUACGCUAUCCGUUUUGAGGACAACACAAGCGACAAGACCAUCCUCAAAUACAUGACAGAUGGUAUGCUCCUUCGAGAAUUGCUGACUGAGCCUGACCUUGGUCAAUACUCAGCACUGAUGAUCGAUGAAGCCCACGAGCGAACGGUGCCAACUGAUAUUGCAUGUGGUCUUCUUAAAGAUAUCGCUAAAGCCCGACCAGAUCUCAAACUUCUGAUCUCUUCUGCAACAAUGGACGCACAGAAGUUCCAGAAAUAUUUCGAUGAUGCGCCAAUUUUCAAUAUUCCUGGUCGAAGGUAUCCCGUUGAUGUUCACUAUACAUCUCAGCCAGAAGCAAAUUACCUAGCAGCAGCCAUCACUACCGUCUUUCAAAUCCAUGUUACGCAAGGUGCUGGCGAUAUUUUGGUGUUUUUGACUGGACAAGAAGAGAUUGAAGCUGCCGAACAGAGUCUUCAAGAAACAGCUCGAAAAUUGGGGAGUAAAAUACCAGAAAUGAUUAUUUGUCCUAUCUACGCCAAUUUGCCAUCUGACUUGCAGUCUAAGAUUUUCGAGCCUACGCCGCCCAAGGCGCGUAAAGUGGUUCUGGCUACUAAUAUUGCCGAAACAAGUCUGACCAUUGAUGGAAUUGUGUACGUGAUCGACCCCGGCUUUGUCAAAGAAAAUGUGUUCAACCCACGGACGGGCAUGGAGAGUCUAGUAGUCACACCGUGCUCUCGAGCUUCCGCUAAUCAGCGAGCUGGUCGUGCUGGUCGAGUUGGCCCAGGAAAAUGCUUCCGACUUUACACAAAAUGGGCAUACUACAAUGAACUGGAGGAAAACACUACACCCGAGAUUCAGCGCACGAACCUAAAUGGUGUGAUUCUUAUGCUGAAAUCUUUGGGUAUUGAUCAACUCCUGGACUUUGACUUCAUGGACCCCCCGCCAGCAGAGACGAUCAUUCGAGCCCUGGAGCAAUUAUAUGCCCUGGGAGCUCUCAACGAUCGUGGAGAUUUGACCAAGGUCGGUCGACAGAUGGCCGAGUUCCCAACAGACCCGAUGUUGGCGAAGGCGAUCCUGGCGGCAGGUCAAUAUGGCUGCGUGGAGGAGGUCCUUUCAAUUGUGUCAAUGUUGAGCGAGGCCAGCGCACUGUUCUUCCGACCGAAGGACAAGAAGAUUCAUGCAGAUAGUGCGCGCAACCGGUUCACCGUUAAGGACGGUGGCGAUCAUCUCACACUGCUCAAUAUCUGGAAUCAAUGGGUCGACUCCGAUUUUAGUGUCGUUUGGGCCAAGGAGAAUUUCCUGCAGCAACGUAGUCUCACUCGGGCGCGCGAUGUCCGCGACCAGCUUGCCAAGCUAUGCGACCGUGUAGAGGUGUCUGUCAGCACUUGUGGUGCCAGUAACUUCAUGCCGAUCCAAAAGGCCAUUACAUCUGGAUUCUUCCCCAAUGCUGCACGUCUCCAGCGUGGAGGAGAUAGCUACCGCACGAUUAAGAACGGCCAAUCGGUGUAUCUGCAUCCAUCCAGUACACUGUUUGAAGUCAACCCACGUUGGGUCAUCUACUUUGAGCUGGUGCUUACUAGCAAGGAAUACAUGCGCAGUAAUAUGCCUCUGCAGGCUGAAUGGCUGGUGGAAGUUGCGCCACACUAUUAUAAGAAGAAGGACCUUGAGUCACUUGGAUUGGACCGUAAAGUACCCAAGGGCACUGGGGCUACAGGAGAGAAGAGUCGGACAUGA